Plasmopara halstedii is the source of this 2208-nucleotide messenger RNA. Its product is annotated as response receiver. Gene Ontology annotation, biological process: phosphorelay signal transduction system. The record is from RefSeq and is a predicted model, not a curated record. Bases 1 to 2208 code for a protein of 735 amino acids. NCBI's taxonomy places the organism in Eukaryota, Oomycota, Peronosporomycetes, Peronosporales, Peronosporaceae. The transcript has 5 exons.
AUGCCACCACCACAAACGCUGAUUAUUGACAUCCAUUCUUCAGCUUAUUCGAAACAAUCACAUUCGUUUCCGACGCCUUUUAAGUGUAAUGGUGAAUUUUGCAAUUUUGGAUUGCAAUUGAGUCAGGAAAAUGGACAUCAAGAUGGACGACGAGCUGUAGUACCGCCUAAAUCUGCUGCAGCAUCGGCACUGGCACUUUUGUUCACUAAACACGAACUUGACGCGUUUGGAGAUGUGCAUUUAGAUCGACUUUUGGUAGCAAUGGAAGUUGCUCAGUCGACAAGAAUAAAUACCGAAGAAAUGAAUCAUCAAGAGAUGCGGGUCAUCACGUACAAAAAUAUUGCAUUAAGUAGAAAAAACAGAGAGCAUUGGCAAAAAACAAUAAGAAACUCUGGUUAUCUGCAGUCUGUUACAGAAAUAUCCACCUUCCCGAUACAGAUUGGAAGACGACGACAGUCCCGUUUCCUUAAAAACACUUUAUCUCAGGAGCUACGUGAAAAUUCUCGAUCGCGUGGGUAUGGAGAAGUGGAUCAUGUGGCAAGUUACUAUCGCCAAGUACGCGUUUGUGAAAGAUGCUACGCUGUAUACACGUUAUUAGAUCUCGCACGACAGCUGACGCUCGGAACACUUGAAGCAGAUGAAAAGGUUGUUGUGCAACAACAAAAACAGCAUCUUAAGCGAAAGAGGCGACUUAUUAAUCAUCAGCGAAAUCGAAUAAAGAGCAAGUUGAAAGAGCAGGUGGCAUUGAAUUUUCGAGACAAAAACAGGAAAACGCGACGAAAGAAGUACGAGCUUUUGCCGGUUAGUGAGUUGAGCGAACACAGCGACGACGUCGAUGAUGCCGGAAGCUCUUUAAUAUUACCAGCUUUAGUUUCUAGUGGCAAUACUGCUAUAAAUCAAGCUGAUCUUGGUAAGACGAAUCAAGCCAAGUUGGCAAGUCAACAUACAGUUACGAUGCCCUCGAUACAAGCUACUGCAUUACCAAGGAGUGACACAAAACCUCCUUCGACUUUUUCAUUAGGCCAAUCGCGUGAAAAAAAGCUGCUUUUGCAAACCAAUGAAACUUGUAAAGGCAUAGACAAUUACUUGCGCGGCGUGACAAAAUUCAUUAAAGCACCGUCCCUUGAACCCGGACAAUUCUUUAGAAAAGAAUUGACAGCAAAUCGAUCCACGACAGCUGAUCGCUUAGCGAUCGCGCUAUCACUUCUUCUUAUUUCCUCAGACACUGCAUUGCUGGACGACAUGCAUCGAAUGCUUCAAAGUCUUAAAUCGUCUACUAUUGCGCUUGAAAUCGAGAGUAUGACAAAUGGUCGACUCGCGUUGCGUGUAGCCCAGGACUUUGAUUAUGAUGUAAUACUUAUCGAGCGACAACUGGGAGGAGACGACCUAAAUGGACUUGAAUUUUGUCGACUACUGCGGCAGUCACAGCUCAAGAGCAGUCUUCAUCGACAUGCCUUCUCAACGGUAAUUUGCAUAAGCUCCGAGCUGACGCCGAAUGAUCUUCAGCUGUACAAAGACAGCGGUAUGGAUGGCUGCAUCGGAAAGCCGAUUGAUAGCGCAUUACUUCUUCGCAUGCUUCGGGCAGCUCCACAAAUCCAUAAUACACGGUUUUCUUGUCAGCGAUCAUCGUUGUCUUCACUAGAAUUCGAAAAAGCAAAGGACAAACGGCGAAGAAGGCAACAAAGACACCAAAAUCGACUGGAAAUUUCCCAAGCUCUGACGAUGCCUGGUCUUGAUGGAAAAGUUGAUGCACGGGACGACGUAAUUCACGGCAUAUUUCAUAUGGACGCCGAGACUGCCAUACCAUUUUGUGUGAUGGGUGGUACUCGGACGACUAUAAGCGAUUUGGAUACAGACUUGAAUUCUGCUGCAGCCAUUGAUUACACGCUAUUCUGGCCGCGUUCAAGCGCUCUUGUGGAACUAUCCGGGUGGCAAACGAUCAUUACGAGACAAGCCGUAUCAUUUAAUUGGAAUUGGCAACGUUUUACCCAUGUGGAUCCACAACUCGCUCAAUUUCUGCAUGAUACUGCAAAGGUACUGACGUGCACACCAGAGUCACGACCGGAUCUUCCCGUCUUUUUUCACGCUCGGUAUCUUUUUUCAAACGCAUAUCUCGCGCGCGUUUCCACGCCUUUAGCACUCAAUCUGUACACUGCAGUAGUGAAUCCUAUUACACUUGACGGUCGACGGGCUCUCACUACUGAAUAA